Molecule: messenger RNA, 1079 nt
Organism: Coccomyxa subellipsoidea C-169
Lineage: Eukaryota; Viridiplantae; Chlorophyta; Trebouxiophyceae; Coccomyxaceae
Exons: 2
Coding region: 45-653 (202 amino acids)
Source: RefSeq, a predicted model, not a curated record
CCAGUCUGCCGCACCUCUCGGACGUGUCGGUCGAUGACGUUCUCAUGCCCCGGCUUGCGCUGCCGCGCGCCUGCCGCCUGCAUCUGUCCGGCACGGUCGACUCGGUCUUUCUGGAGACCUGGGUAGGCAUGGCGCGCCACGGGCAGCUCAGGACAAUAAAUCUCAGGGACGACGGGAAUUAUUAUGUGGAUGAGCUCCCGGCUUUUCUCAUGGACUCCAACUGCACGGCGCUGCGGUGGGACCUGCUGGAGCUCGGGGAGUUGCAGCGGCCGGUACAGUUUGACCCGGUGUCCUUCCGGCGGCUGACUCACCUCAGCCUCACCGGCGCGCACCUGCACAUCGUGCUGCCGCAGGCGCUGCCGCUGCGUGUGUUGCAUGUGAGCGCGAGCAACCUCAGCGUCGCAUGCGUCAACCCCCGGGCGCUGGGGCAGAGUCUGACAGAGCUCAAGGUGGUGUACAAGUCCCUCAAGGGCUGCGAUGUGUUUGUGGUGGUGGCGGUUAUGGCGGGUUUAGGUAAGACAGUCAGUAAAGUGGAGGUGCCUGGAGACUGGGAGCCCUGGGAAGAGCACGAUGGAUUCCUAGUGGGUGGGUCAUUCGGUCGCUGGAAGUGCUCCUGCAGCGCUUGCCUCGCCUGUCUGCAGCCAGGCGCUUGAUGCGCGCACAGUGAAAGUGUUUUGAUGACUAUUUUUCUGUGACUGGGAUGAAUAAGGUAGUCCAUAUGCAGCAACAGAGUGACUGUGGGUACGCGGUAGGCUUGUGACAAAGAAGCUUGUUGGGCUCGAUGCAGCAGCAGAAAUAGGACGCUGAAGCUCUUGCCAGACUGUGGCAAUAAUGUAGAUUGUCUACAUUGUGUGUUACAAUCGCCCGCACAGUUCUGCAGUCGUCUGGGCUGACACCAGUGUGCCUUACAGCUCCAGCCCUAAGUGAAUGACGUGCUUAUUAUGCUUUUGCCCUCUCCAUGCAAACCCUUUUGCUCUUGUGCAAUCAGUGUUCUGCCUCAUCUUCAAGCUACAGUACCACCCAGUGGGUGCCACCCACUUGUAAUAUGACUGACUGGGAACAAGUGCUUUGUGGAGGAC